Molecule: messenger RNA, 1443 nt
Organism: Paralichthys olivaceus (Japanese flounder)
Lineage: Eukaryota; Metazoa; Chordata; Actinopteri; Pleuronectiformes; Paralichthyidae
Product: homeodomain-interacting protein kinase 4-like
Biological process (GO): smoothened signaling pathway; peptidyl-serine phosphorylation; peptidyl-threonine phosphorylation
Cellular component (GO): cytoplasm; PML body; nucleus
Molecular function (GO): transcription corepressor activity; transcription coactivator activity; SMAD binding
Source: RefSeq, a predicted model, not a curated record
AUGCCUUUGGAUCCAAUAUCAGCUGCCUAUACAGCAGCAGACAAUCGAAAGAAUUCAGGCGAAAAAAAUGUCCACCUGCUGAAAGGCAAGACGAGUAACUACAACAUCCUGGACAUAAUUAGCAAAGGAACCUUCGGCAAAGUUGCCGAGGGCGUGAAUUUGUCCACAAAGAAGGAUGUUGCCAUCAAAAUUUUAGAAACUGAGAAAACACAAAUCACAGAAAAAGAGAUAGACAUGAUUGAAGUCCUGAGUAUUCUGGACCCAGUCAAAACCAACGUGGUGCACUUCCAUGAGAAGUUACAACAGGGACAACACACCUAUCUAGUGUUUGAAAAGCUGGACAUGAAUCUGGAGCAGCUUCUCAAAAACAGAAAGUACAUACCAUUGUCUGUCAGUGAGAUACAGCUGAUCACGCAGCAGCUGCUGACGGCGUUAGAAGCCCUGAGGGGACUCGGUAUAAUCCACACCAACUUGAAGCCAGAUAACAUCAUGCUGGUUAACCAUAAGGACCAGCCAUUCCGCGUCAAACUCAUAGACUUCGGCAUGGCCCUCAGGACCUCUAAAGUGAGACGCGGGAUGGUGAUGCAGUCUCUGGGUUACAGGGCACCUGAAGUCUCCCUGGGCCUCCCCAUCUCCGGAGCAGUUGACCUGUGGGGUCUGGGGUGUAUUCUGACCUACUUGUACCUCAGUAAGGAACUGUUUGAUAUGGGCUGCGAGUAUCAGAUGAUGAGGAGCAUGGUCAAUGUCCUGGGCAAACCAGAUGACAAACUCCUCAAUGCAGGGAAAUACACCUAUCAGUUCUUCAAGGCGAACAAACCUCGGGGAAAAUGGUCACUGAAGAGCCCAUGGGAAUACAUGCAGGGCACUGGAAUUAAGCCUAAAAACAUGCGGCAGACAGUCAGUUCCCUGAGUGAGCUUGACACUAUUUACCCAGAGAUCCAGGAUCCCAUUGAGAAGAUGGAUCGCAGAGCCUUCAUCAACCUGCUGAAACUUCUUCUGCACAUGGACCCUGCGCUUAGGAUCACUUCUGCUGCAGCUCUCCAGCACCCGUUUGUGUCCAUGAGUCACAUGGAGCAGGAGCUGGACACCAGCUUGUAGUAGAAGAGGCCCUGAAGCUCAAGGACACUUUUGACGUGAUGCCCACUGCUGAUGGAUGAGUGAGGAUAGAUUAACAUUAACAGGAAGGCCACUUCUUCUCUCGACUUCUCAUCAAUGCAUUAGAGAGAUGCUUUAAUUUUGCACAUAAAGUGAAUUAUCAUCCUAAACAAUCUCAGGCCUUUCUUAAAAGGUUACUGAAAAUGUAUCAUGGCAAGCAGCAAGGACCUUAGAUGAGCCGGGCCCUUCACUGUGGCUUUAUGCCCAAAUGUGUCUCGUUGACAAGGAAAGUUGUGACUCAAAAAUCCAAGAUGAGGAAAAAGAAGAAACAUACAGGCACAUGUGCCA